AUGCUGUGGCGGCAUUUACAGCGUCGCUUCCCGGCCCCCUUGGCUCGUCGUGACAUUGUCCGGUGUCGGCUUCCUCAAUCAUAUACUAGUUCGCGAAUACGCCAGCUGUCUAGCUCCUCCACAUUUCCGACAUCGUCUCAAUUCAACCGGUCAGAAUUUACAGGCCAGCCUUUUACUGGUAGCUGUGAAACUGGAGGUCCUACUCUCGGGCCAUUAGCCUCAGCCCCGGCCUUUGGCGCCCCCCGCAUCACACCAAAAGUGUUGAAGCAAUACCUCGAUCAAUAUGUCGUCGGCCAGGAACGUGCAAAGAAAGUGCUCAGUGUCGCUGUGUACAAUCACUAUCAGCGCGUACAAGAGUUAAUGCGCCGGGAGGAAGGAGCAGCCGAAGCUCUUGCGAAGCGUCAGCGGAGGGAAGCACUCGAAACUCAUCCCUUAGACGAUGAUAUCACAGGCGUGCUGAAGACUGCCAGCAUACCUCAAGCCCCCAAAUCCCGCCCAGACACUCCCCUAGAGCAAUCCGAUUUCGCCGAUACGGCACCGCUACAGCUUGAGAAGUCCAAUAUUCUAUUACUUGGACCGUCUGGUGUAGGAAAAACACUUAUGGCAAAGACUCUUGCUCGGGUGCUUUCAGUGCCUUUCAGUAUUUCCGACUGUACUGUGUUCACCCAAGCCGGUUACAUUGGGGAGGACGCGGAAGUGUGUGUUCACCGACUUUUGGCAGCGGCGGACUACAACGUGGAAAAGGCUGAACGUGGAAUUAUUGUCCUUGACGAGGUGGACAAGAUCGCAGCUGCGAAGGUUAGUCACGGCAAAGACGUCGGUGGCGAAGGAGUACAACAGGCGCUUCUCAAGAUCAUCGAAGGCACAACCGUGCAGGUCCAGGCCAAGCCAGAGAAGAAUCCCCGCGCAACUAGUGCCCCGAAUAGCUAUCCCUCUAAUAGCCCCCUGGGAAAUGGAUCAUUCCAACCCCACAACCCCAGCUCAGCCGCUAAAGGAGAAGUGUACAAUGUACGCACGGACAACAUUUUGUUCAUUUUCUCCGGUGCCUUCGUUGGACUGCACAAAUCUAUCAUGGAUCGAAUAUCCCGUGGGUCCAUGGGGUUCGGUCAGCCGGUUCGGACCCCCUCAAAUAUUAGCGAUUUCCCUGGAUCACCAAAUGUCUCUACCAACCAGCCACUUCCGAUCCUCCCAGGAUCCGAGGAAGAAGCGCUGUAUAAGAAACACCUCCCCUUCUUCUCCUCUGUCUCACCAGCUGGUUCUGGUGCCGAGCCAACCUAUUUCAAUGCACUCGACCUGUUAACACCCUCAGACCUGCAAAGCUACGGCUUCAUUCCGGAGCUGAUCGGCAGGAUUCCCGUCACCGCUGCUCUCUCCGUACUACCUCAGCCCUUACUUGUGCGCAUCCUAACCGAACCUCGCAAUUCCCUUCUAGCCCAAUACACUACCCUAUUCUCUCUCUCGGGUAUUGAGCUACGCUUCACCACACCAGCACUCCACAAGAUCGCCGCCAAUGCCUUCACAAUGGGCACAGGUGCACGCGCGCUGCGCACCGAGAUGGAAACUAUUCUCAGUGACGCCAUGUUCGAAGCGCCCGGCUCGAGCGUGAAAUUCGUCCUUGUGACGGAGGCUGUGGCCGAGCGUAAGGAACAACCAAUCUAUCUUGCCCGUGGACAGGGUGGGCGUUUCAAUGCUAUGAUUUCAGCUGAGGAAAGUCAAUGGGAAGCAAAGAGGCGCGGGGAAAAGAAACCCCAGGAUCAAAAAGCCGAAACGCAAGAUGAUGCGGAUGGCUCCAAUGUAUCGGACUUCCAGGAAUACCAGAAUCGAGCGACUGGUUAG
Molecule: messenger RNA, 1836 nt
Organism: Penicillium griseofulvum
Lineage: Eukaryota; Fungi; Ascomycota; Eurotiomycetes; Eurotiales; Aspergillaceae
Product: putative ATP-dependent Clp protease
Exons: 2
Coding region: 1-1836 (611 amino acids)
Biological process (GO): proteolysis; protein catabolic process
Cellular component (GO): mitochondrial matrix
Molecular function (GO): ATP hydrolysis activity; ATP binding
Source: RefSeq, a predicted model, not a curated record